Neolamprologus brichardi is the source of this 632-nucleotide messenger RNA. NCBI's taxonomy places the organism in Eukaryota, Metazoa, Chordata, Actinopteri, Cichliformes, Cichlidae. The record is from RefSeq and is a predicted model, not a curated record.
UUUUCUGUGUGGUUCUUUUGUGACAGGUUGUGCAUUGUCAACGACCAGCUUUUCAUUCGAAUGGCCACAACAGAGGAGAUCCGCCGAGCCUUCGUGGCUCCUGCCCCGACUCCAUCUUCCAGCCCUGUCCCCACCCUCACUGCACAGCAGCAAGAGAUGCUCACAGCUUUCUCACAGAAGUCUGGCAUGAACCUGGAGUGGUCACAGAAGUGUCUACAAGACAAUGAAUGGGACUUCAACAGAGCAGCGCAGAUCUUUACUCAGUUGAAGGCUGAAGGAAAGAUUCCUGACGUAGCUUUCCUAAAAUAAAGAGUGGAAUCAAAUAUCUGUGAAAUAAACUAAAGCGCAGUUACUUUUAUUUAUGGCUUUUGUUCUUUUAUUCGCUCACUUUUGUUUAAUUAUGAAUGAAGUGGAUCAAGUCUACUUGUGUUAACUGUUUUAACAGCCAAAUGUCAUUCUGCUACUGUUUUUGGUUGUUAUUGUAACCUUAGUUUUUGGUCAUUUGUAUAGAUAUCACUACACAGUUUUUAUAGGAAUAAAGACAUAUGGCCAUUGGCCCAUUGUAUUCAUGUGCUUAUCUUGAUUUUGUUUCUUUAUGUUUAACAAUAAAAUAUAUUUUGUCACAACUGAAA